This is a messenger RNA of Ananas comosus (pineapple), 2398 nucleotides long. Its product is annotated as probable GTP diphosphokinase RSH2, chloroplastic. Bases 295 to 2172 code for a protein of 625 amino acids. Gene Ontology annotation, cellular component: chloroplast. NCBI's taxonomy places the organism in Eukaryota, Viridiplantae, Streptophyta, Magnoliopsida, Poales, Bromeliaceae. The record is from RefSeq and is a predicted model, not a curated record. Gene Ontology annotation, biological process: guanosine tetraphosphate metabolic process. The transcript is spliced from 6 exons.
CACAGCCACUGUGCAUCUGUGCCCUCGCUCCAGCGCGAACUUUAAAGUUCUCCCUCUCUCCUCCGUCCCCAUCUCUCUCUCUCUCUCACUCUCGCUCUCUCUCUCUCUCUGUCUCUCUCUCCCCAUGCACAGUUGCUUCCACGCCUCCUCCACAACCAUGGAUCCCCAAAGCAUCCCCAACACUCCCCCUCCCAAAUCGCACCAAACCUAAUCUCAACUUCACCACCCGUCCCCGACCAUUUCCCCCGAAUCCCAUCCCCAUCCCCAUCCUCAGCGCCGCGCCCCACCUCUCCGAUGCCCGCGCCCGCGAUCGCGAUCCCGCUCCGAGCGACCCCGCAUGGGAGCUUCUUCUUCUCCUCCUUCUCCUCCUCCUCCCCAUCGCGCGAUCGAUCGGAGGAGCUCGCGAGCCCCCGCGCCCUCUCCCUGGCGCCCGCGCCCUGUUCGACGAAAUGCCGAGCCGAGCGCGGGGCGCUCCGCGGGCUGGUGAUCGCGCGCGCGCUCGGCUCGUGCUUGGACCGCGACACCCUGAGCUUGCCCGUGGCCGGUGGGGGAGAGUUCGGGGUGAAAGGCGUCGCCUUUGAUUUGGAUCGGAGGUGGGGGGACUCGGCGCCAGCGUCGGAGCCUGAUGUGGCGAAGCUGCUCUCCGGGGCGCAGUCGCGGCAUAAGAUCUUCUACGAGGAGUUCGUUCUCAGGGCGUUCUUCGAGGCCGAGAGGGCUCAUAGAGGACAGAGGAGGUUGAGUGGUGAUCCAUAUUUGCAACAUUGUGUUGAGACGGCGGUGUUGCUUGCACAGAUUGGUGUCAAUGCAAGGGUUGUGGCCGCGGGGCUUUUGCAUGAUACAUUGGAUGAUUCAUUUGUGGAUUAUGAUUACAUUUCUCAGAGGUUUGGAGCUGGCGUGGCUGAUCUUGUUGAGGGGGUCUCCAGGCUUAGCCACUUGAGCAAACUUGCCCGUGAGAGCAACACAGCUAGUAGAAUUGUCGAGGCUUACCGACUACACACAAUGUUCCUUGCAAUGGAAGAUGCCAGAUCAGUACUUAUCAAAUUGGCUGAUAGGCUACAUAACAUGAUGACAUUAGAGCCGUUGCCUGUAAUUAAACAACAGCGAUUUGCCAAGGAAACUUUGGAGAUCUUUGCUCCCUUAGCUAAUCGGUUGGGUAUAUUGACCUGGAAAGAGCAACUUGAAAAUCUCUGCUUCAAGUAUCUUUAUCCGGAGCAGUACAAAGAGCUCUCCUCUUGGUUUCUCAACUCAUAUAAUAAAGAUAUAAUUACAGUUGCCAUAAGAAAGCUAGAUCAAGCCCUUAAGAUUAGCGGAGUUUCUUAUUAUGUUAUAACGGGAAGGCACAAGAGCUUGUAUAGCAUAUACACCAAGAUGUUAAGGAGGAAUCUAUCCAUAGAUGAAAUCCAUGACAUAGAUGGGAUUCGUCUAAUACUUGAGAAUGAAAAGGACUGUUUUAUGGCACUCAGCAUUGUCCACAAUUUAUGGCUUGGAGUUCCGGAAAAGUUCAAAGACUACAUUAACCAUCCAAAACCCAAUGGGUACCAAUCUCUUCACACCGUCGUUCUAACUGAAGAUAUGCACCCAUUGGAAGUUCAAAUUCGAACUCGAGAGAUGCAUAUAAAGGCUGAAUUUGGAAUAGCUGCGCAUUGGAAAUACAAGGAAGGUGACUGUGAGUGCUCCGCCUUUGUGCCUCACUUGGUUGAGUGGGUUCGAGGGGUUGUUACUUGUCAAUGUGAGACAAUUAACAUAAACUGCGUGAUCUGCGGUGGUGUUUCAGUUAGGUCGCCGUAUUCUUUUCCUCUGCACUCAGAUGACUGUCCUUAUGCAUACACAAAACAGUGUAAUCACACCGGACCCAUUUUCGUCAUCCUGCUGGAAAAUGAAAAGAUGUCUGUACAGGAAUUCCCUCCAAACUCAACGUUGAUAGACUUGUUGGAGCGAAUUGGUGGAGAUAGCACAAAGCGGCUAGUACACGCCAUUGCGGUAAAGGGAGAGUUGAGGCCUCGGCUAAACUGUGAGUCUGUGAAGGACCCAUACCAGAAGCUAAGCAUGGGUGAUGUGGUUGAGUUGGUUCCCGUGAUUCCGCGCCCGCCCCUAACAGACUAUAGGGAGGAGUUCCAAAGAAUGUACGACUGCGGCCUUAUAGUUUCGAGCCGUGAUGGUCGGAGAUGCUAACAAAAUACUUUAGUCCGUUGUAAAUGGUAGAAGUUUGUACAGUUUUAAAAAUUUAAACCUUCUGAAAUUCAGAAGCAUGCUUGCACAGCAAAAAUGUGGAGAAAAUUUCGCACUACAGCUACUGUAAAUAUCUUUGUACAAAAUGUAUGUGACAUUACCUGUACUUAUAUUUAUCAUCAUACAAAGCAAUAAGAGGGAAUGCAUAGGAGUUCCUUUCUGUUUAGAA